GGUGGUCACACUGCGCGCGUGGAAGUUCUCAAACGAAUUACUAACGUAGAGGGGAGCUUUAUUUUUAAUUUAACCCUUUUUUGCCACGUAAAUUAAAACUUAAAAUUGUCAGAAAUCGUGCAAAAUGAUCAUCUACACAAACGAGGGCAAUCCGCUCGGUCUGCAACUGCUGAUGCUGGCGAAAUUUGCCAAGCAGAAGGUUCAAGUGCAGCUGGUUAACCUAAAUGACGCCAAGUACAAAGAUUUGUUGGUCCUGCCAACAAUUGAGUUGGACAACGGAUUCCGAUUAUUCUCGGCAGCAGCGAUUGCCAAAUAUCUGUUGGGCGAUGAGGAGGGGCAGCAGAGAGACGAGUGGCUGGAAUGGUCUUCAACGCUGCUGGCGCCCGCAUUGGCUCAUUACAUGGCUGUGGGUCAUCGUGCCGAUCCCAAUGCUUUGCCCGUGCUUAACACAUUGGUGAAGAAGCUCAACGAUCGCCUCAAGGCAUCGCCCUACUUGGCGGGCAGCCAAUUGACAGCAGCUGACAUUGCUGUGUGGUCACUGCUGGCACCCGACGGCACCUUGAAGGGUGCUCAGAAUGUGGAACAGCUGCGUAGCUGGUAUGAAAAUAUCAAAGCACUGCCAGAGGUGCAGCAGGUGCUUAGCGAGCAGCCGCUGAAGGAGCUGAGCUUCAAUGCGCUGCAGCAAUCGAAUCGCUAUGGUGGCUUGCAUCAUGUGCCGCUCAAGCGUGCAAGUCUUGCAGAUGCUGGCAAUCUGCUUGCCGACGCGGGCUCCACAUUGGCGGACACCAUCACCGACGAGGAGAUUGCCGCAGCUCGUGCUGCCUUCAUUUAUACUAAACCUCAGGAAAUCGCCGAGCCACGUACUGUGCUACCCAAGGCGGGAGAGCGCAAUGUGCUGAUCACCUCGGCCCUUCCAUAUGUCAAUAAUGUGCCACAUUUGGGCAACAUCAUUGGCUGUGUGCUUUCCGCUGACAUCUUCGCUCGGUACUCGCGCAACGCUGGCUACAACACGCUGCUCAUAUGCGGCACAGAUGAAUACGGCACGGCGACUGAGAACAAGGCACUGGCGGAGAAUAUGACGCCACGCGAGAUCUGCGACAAGUACUUCGAGCUUCACAAUGCCAUCUAUCGCUGGUUCGGCAUUGGAUUCGAUUACUUUGGACGCACCACAACUCAAGAGCAGACUGAAAUUGUUCAAGAGGCUUUCAAGGAUGUCUACAACGCGGGCUACAUUAUAAAGGAGAGCGUAGAGCAGCUCCUCUGCCAGAAAUGUGAUCGCUUCCUCGCCGAUCGCUUUGUGGAAGGCACCUGUCCGCAUCCCGGCUGUGGCUACGAGGAUGCCCGCGGUGACCAGUGCGACAAGUGUGGCAAACUGGUGAAUGCUACCGAAUUGCUGCGUCCACGCUGCAAGGUCUGCAACAGUGCGCCUGUGCUGCGUUCAUCGGAUCAACUGUUCCUCGAUCUGCCCAAGGCGGAGCCUCAGCUGCGUGAAUGGGUGGAUCGCGCCGAGAAUGGCUGGACACACAAUGCACGAGUCAUCACACGCGCCUGGCUGCGCGAAGGUCUCAAGCCUCGCUGCAUUACACGCGAUCUAAAGUGGGGUAUUCCUGUGCCGCACGAGAACUUCGAAAAGAAGGUGUUCUACGUGUGGUUCGAUGCACCGUUCGGCUAUGUGUCCAUCACGAAGCGCUAUACCAAAGAGUAUCUGCAGUGGUGGCAACCCGCCAAGGGCACCGAUGUGGAGCUCUUCCAGUUCAUGGCGAAGGACAAUGUGCCCUUCCAUUCGGUGGUAUGGCCUAGCGUGCUGUUGGCCAUUAACAAGGGCAACACACUGGUUAGUCACAUUAUGGCCACCGAGUAUCUGAACUAUGAGGAUGGCAAGUUCAGCAAGAGUCGCGGCAUUGGCGUCUUUGGUAACGAUGCCCAGGAAACGGGAAUUCCCGCGGACGUUUGGCGUUUCUAUUUGGCAUCCGCUCGCCCUGAGGGUCAAGACUCCAGUUUCAGCUGGAAUGAUUUGGCUGCUCGCAACAACUCCGAGCUGCUCAACAAUCUGGGCAACUUUGUCAAUCGUGCGUUGGUCUUUUGCGAGAAGAACUUUAACAGCACAGUGCCGGAAAUUGUGCUCACACAGGAUGAGCUUGUGCUGCUGUCGCUGAUCAAUCGUGAGCUGCGCGGUUACAUCAAUUCACUGGAAAAGGCCAAAUUGCGCGACGGCAUUCGUCAUUUGUUGGCCAUUUCACGACAUGGCAACGGCUACAUGCAAACCCAACAGCCUUGGGUGCUGCUUAAGGGCAACGAGGAGCAGAAGAAGCGUGCGGCGACUAUUAUUGGUCUCUGCGCCAACAUUGCUUGUCUGCUAGCCAAUCUGCUCUUCCCCUACAUGCCAAGCACAGCGCGCACUAUGUUCGCCCAGCUGAAUAGCAAGCAAACGCCUCUUAAUGCAGAGAAACCAUUGGCCACCAUUCUGCUGCCCGCUGGCCACAAGAUCGGAAAGCCAUCGCCGCUGUUUACCAAGCUGGAGCAGUCCUACAUCGAUGAACUCAAGGGCAAGUUUGGAGGUGCUCAGGAGACUAAAGCGCCAGCGGCUCAACAAACUAAUGUGGCUGAGCUGGAGGCGGCUGUGCAGGCUCAGGGCGAAAAGGUGCGACAGCUGAAGGCGAGCACAAAAGACAAGGCCGUAUGGCAACCAGAGGUUACCAAACUGCUGGAUCUGAAGAAACAACUCGAAGCGGCACAGAAGUCGGCUGCCUCGGCAGCUCCAGCAGCAGUCCCAGCUCCACAAAGUGGCACGCAGUCAGUGCAACAGCUGGAGGCAGCUGUUCAAGCGCAAGGCGAGAAAGUCCGUCAGCUAAAGGCGAGCACGAAAGACAAGGCAGUGUGGCAGCCAGAAGUGACCAAACUGUUGGACCUGAAGAAACAACUAGAAACGGCUCAGAAGACGGCUGCUUCGGCAGCGCCAGCUGCAGCCCCUGAGACGGCAUCAGUGGAUGCAGGCAAAAUCAAGGCAUUGGAAGAAAAAAUCGCACAGCAGGGCGAGAAAGUCCGCACUCUGAAGGCCAGUGGAGAUGCUUCCGUGUGGAAACCCGAAGUCGAUAUUCUAUUGAAUCUGAAGAAGGAGUUGACAGCUUUGACUGGUGUUCCAGCGGCAGGUGCUGCUCAGGGCAAGAACAAAAAGAAGUAAAACUCACCAUGUAUUUAUUUAUGCUAAUUCAAGGUUGCAAACUACAACAAUUGUGGACAAUUCUAUUCAUUUGCAUUAAGUUAUUUUUUCACUUUGCAUUU
Drosophila nasuta is the source of this 3282-nucleotide messenger RNA. RefSeq names its product methionyl-tRNA synthetase 1 (gene MetRS). Gene Ontology annotation, molecular function: ATP binding; methionine-tRNA ligase activity. Bases 125 to 3181 code for a protein of 1018 amino acids. The transcript has 6 exons. Gene Ontology annotation, cellular component: aminoacyl-tRNA synthetase multienzyme complex; cytosol. Lineage: Eukaryota; Metazoa; Arthropoda; Insecta; Diptera; Drosophilidae. The record is from RefSeq and is a predicted model, not a curated record. Gene Ontology annotation, biological process: methionyl-tRNA aminoacylation.